GCGCCGCCGCUCGCCCGACGCCGACGCCGCGCCGCGCCUCCGCGUACCUAAUAUAUUCCAUUGAUGAUAACAAGUGUUUACCCUGGCCAAUAGUUCGAUGUGAUGACACGUCUAGCGAAAGAAGGUAUCGCAUGGACCGAAAUGCUUUCAUCGUCGCACCCUCGAUGACAAGGCGUGACGGCUGGCAACCGGACAUCCAACAUGGCGAACGUCACAGACGCAUUCUGUGUGCCAGGCGCCACAAACUUCAACAAGGCUUAUAGCCGGUUACACGGCUACAUUGCUUUAGUCAUCUGCGUUGUCGGAUCAGCCACGAACUCUAUCAACAUUGCAGUACUCAGCCGCCGUGAGAUGACCAGUACCACUAACUCCAUCCUCACCGGCCUCGCUGUCGCAGAUCUCUUGGUUAUGCUCGAAUACAUACCCUACGUGAUACACAUGAAUAUCAAAAUUGGCCCCCAAAUCAAUCAGAAUACUUACACGUGGGCCGUUUUUGUCUACUUCCAUUCCAUCUUCAGUCAGACUUUCCACACAAUAUCGAUCUGGUUAACAGUGACGCUUGCAGUGUGGAGGUAUGUCGCUAUCGCUUACCCUCAAAAGAACCGGACUUGGUGUAGCAAGAAAAACACUACUACAGCUAUAGUGAGCGCGUAUGUGAUUUGCCCGUUUCUUUGUCUUCCUAUUUAUUUCGCAAUGAAUAUAGUGCCAAGUGAAGUGACGCAACACAACAAUACCGAGUUCGCAGAGGACUUGGCUCUGCCAGAAAAUCGGACCGUUUACGUGUUAGAAAUGUCUAAGAACGUACAAUUCGUUACAGCUGUUAUGUGGAUAUACAGUGUAAUAUUAAAACUCGUACCUAGUAUAGCGUUAUCAAUUCUAAGUUUGUGUCUAAUUUCAAAAUUGACUAUCACGGAAAGAAGAAGGCAGAUACUUUUGAAACGUUCAACCGUGGGACCAAAUGAGGCUGAGAAGCAGUGCCUAGCAGAAGAGCCGUGCGCACGGAGGUCGAGCCGCACGGACCGGACGACGCGGAUGCUGCUGGCGGUGCUGGGCCUGUUCCUCUCCACAGAGGUGCCUCAGGGCCUCCUGGGUCUGGCCAGUGCUCUCGCGCCCGACUUCUUCACUCACUGUUAUGGAAUGUUCGGCGACCUCAUGGACGUGUUGGCCCUGUUCACAUCGUCGGUAAACUUUGUGCUGUACUGCAGCAUGAGCCGGCAGUUCCGCUGCACAUUCGCACGACUCGUGCGCCGCAUGCUCUCUACGCCCGAAGAACCGAACAAGUUCGCCACGAAACUGGAACCGACCACGCAGGUGACCGGGCCGCUAUAGCGACAAAGUCCCGCCCUCAUAAGGGUGGUGGAGGAGAGUGUUAUUUAAAAUUGAAUAAAGAUAAAUGUACUCUCUCUAAAAAUAAACAUCGAUUUUCGAGUAAGGACUACAGAGUAUCAUAUGUAGAUAAUUUAUAAAAAUUGUAGGAAUAUAUUUAGUUUAAGUGUUCUACAGAUGUUUGCAAAGUUGUACAUAGUGUAGGUAAAUACGACCAGUGGAUCUGACAAUAGUCUUCGCGUCUUUUGAGCCAUGACGCGAAAACUAUUAGAGUAUCUGCAUUAGGAAAUUUUUAUUAAAUUAGAAUAAUUUAGUAAAUAUUAAAAUAUGUUUCAGUAGGAUUGUUAGUUAAAUAAAGGAUAAUGGGUUAAAUUAAUUCUUACUUUUAUAUGCUUAGGUAACAUGUGAAGUAUGAUUGUGUUAAUUCUAGGGUCCAAAGAAAUUCUUAUUUAUAACGGAUGUAGUUUAAAAAGUAACUAUGCCGUUAUUUAAUGCAUUUACUGUUUACCGUCUUUAGAUGAUUGUUAAUGUACACAGCACUAUGAUGUAUACCUACGAGUAGUUAAGACUUAAAUUCAAUUUUGAUAACAUAAGAUAAAAAUCAAUGUUUGCAAGUAAUACCAAAUACAAAUUUAUCUAAAAUAGGUACGUAGUUAAAAAAACUCAUUUUACCCUAUGCGUAAUAUGAGUAUAUACUUUUGUAGUAA
Cydia strobilella is the source of this 2033-nucleotide messenger RNA. It is a transcript of the gene NGR-A13, whose product is annotated as G-protein coupled receptor dmsr-1-like. The coding region runs from base 202 to 1329 and encodes 375 amino acids. Gene Ontology annotation, molecular function: G protein-coupled peptide receptor activity. Lineage: Eukaryota; Metazoa; Arthropoda; Insecta; Lepidoptera; Tortricidae. The transcript has 6 exons. The record is from RefSeq and is a predicted model, not a curated record. Gene Ontology annotation, biological process: G protein-coupled receptor signaling pathway. Gene Ontology annotation, cellular component: plasma membrane.